AUGCCCCCCAAGCGUCGCCACGACACCUCGGACGCAGAGUCUAGGGCUCCGAAGCAGCCCAAGUACCCUUACGAGAACAGAAUUACCGAACCUGUAGCUCGUCAUAUGGCUUCCUCGAGCGGUCGGAGACGUGGCCAGUCCGGUGCGGCCCAACAGCCUCUUCCUUCCUCCUCGACUGCCACGCGCAAGGGUCAUGGCCAAUCUAAGAAUCAACCGGCCGAUGGUCUCGGCAUGUCUCCGCCGGGGCCUGCCCAGAACACAGUCCCCCAUUCAACCUGUUGCUUCCCUCAACCUCUCACGGCUCAUGACAAUCAAUCCGGAGGUCAAGCUUUUCCUUUCCCGUCGGCUGGUCAGGCCCAGGUUCGUAGAGAACCUGCCGUUCCUACUUCGGCCCCCCCGGUCCAGCAUCUUCCUCCCCAACAUAGCGGCGGACCCAGCGGCCAGUCCGUUGUCUCCGGGGCUGCCACUGCCCAAACCCAGGGACAGCCCGGAACUCGUCUAGUAAUUCAUCGCGACGCGUUUGCGACCACCGUCAGCAAGCACCUCUCAGUCUGUUUUACAAUUAUAGCAUCCAAUCCUGGCCAACCCAGCCCUCAGCCUUCCGCUUCCAAUGGAAGAAUCUCUCCCAACUCGGCCGUUCUCGAGAAGCUCCCUGGGGGUUCUCGAGCCUAUCCUUGUUACAGGUGCCUCCUCCAUUACAUGGCCAAUGGUUCAGACUCGACUGGUAGUUUGCAACUCUGCGUUGACGCGGACGACGCCCGCGAUCUCGCCCAGUUCGUUAUUGGUAUUCCUCUUCGCGGCGAGAUUAGCCCAGACGUCAUCAAGGCCUCGCGUACUCGCCUCAAGAACAUCUGCCAACAGAUGAUCCAAGCUGACCAGGAAAUCAAGGCCAGCUUCGAUAAGUACCUGAGCAUCUGGAUGGGUAACUCCAUCGUACCCCAAGAAUCCUUGAGUACGAUCCCCAGCACGGUUAGCAGCGCCAUUAGAACGCUUGUUAAUGUUUUGGAAACCCUUCGCGCUGAACAGAGGGCUCAGGGUGACCGGUUUCGCAACCUCGAGAACCGUAUGGAGCAGCUGGGUUCCAAUCCCAGUCGGAAUACCAAGCAGGGCGACCGUGUCGAGAAGGAAGGCUAG
Molecule: messenger RNA, 1134 nt
Organism: Scedosporium apiospermum
Lineage: Eukaryota; Fungi; Ascomycota; Sordariomycetes; Microascales; Microascaceae
Exons: 3
Coding region: 1-1134 (377 amino acids)
Source: RefSeq, a predicted model, not a curated record